AUGGCGGAGGAGCUGCCCGUGGACCUGCGGACGCGGCGCGGGGCCCCCCCCGGGCCGGGACCCCCCGAGGCGUCGCUGCCGCUGCGGAAGCGGCGCUCGACCCAGCUGGCCGCCGACAUCGCCGCCGCCACCGGGCAGGACGAGGACGGCGACACGGCCCUGCACAUCGCCGUGGCCCAGGGGGCCCUGGGGGCCGCCCGGCGGCUGGUGGGGCUGUUCCUGCAGGGGGGGCGGGAGCUGGACGUCUACAACCGCCUGCGGCAGACCCCGCUGCACCUGGCGGUGAUCACGGGGCAGCCAGGGCUGGUGCGGCUACUGGUGGCCCACGGGGCCUCGCCCAUGGCGCUGGACCGGCUGGGGCGCACGGCCGCCCACCUGGCCUGCGAGAGCCGCAGCCCCCGCUGCCUGCGCGAGCUGCUGCGCCCCGGCCCCCGGGGGGACCCCGACCUGCAGGCCCGCAACUACGAGGGCCUGACCCCCCUGCACGUGGCUGUCAGCUCUGGCGCCCGCGAGAGCGUCCUGCUGCUGCUGGAGCACGGGGCCGACGUCGAUGCAGUGGACAUCAAGAGCGGCCGCUCGCCGCUGCUGCACGCGGUGGAGAGCAACAGUCUGGAGAUGGCGGAGCUGCUCAUCCAGCGGGGUGCCAGCGUCAACGCCCAGUCGUAUGCGGGGUGCACGGCGCUGCACGCGGCAGCGGGGCGGGGGCUCCUGGGGGUCCUGCGGCUGCUCCUGCGCAGCGGCGCCGACUGCGCCCUCAAGAACUACCACAACGACACCCCCCUGGCCGUGGCCAGCAGCCGGCAGGUCAUCGACAUCCUCCGGGGAAAGGCCUCGCGGCCCCCCCCGGGCCCCCCCAGCCCCCUCCCAUCCCCCGACGGGCCCCCCCCGGCACCCAACGGACGGGCCUCCCCUGGGCCCCCCACGGCCUCCCUGAGCCCCUCCCGCACCCCCCCUGCAGCCAAUCAGAGGGUGGACUGCGCGGAGGCGGCCAAUGGGGCGCAAGGGCCGGGGCCCCGCCGGGGCGUGAAGCACGAAGGCGGUGCCGGGCAGCCACUGGAAUGCGCCGGCGGCGCUGCCCUCCCCGUGCCAUUGGCCGAUGCCCCCCUGGACCCUGCCUGCCUCUACCCAAUGGCGUCGCCCGGCCGGGAGGCCACAGCCAGUCCCCUCACGCUGCGGCCCUUCCACCGGCCAGUUGUCUCGCUGGGUCCGCUGGCCAAUCAGGGGCCAGUGCAGGCAGCCCAGACGGACCAAUCACGGACGCUGGCGGAAGGGGGCAAACACCCCCCCGAGCCCCCUCGGCUCCGCCCCCGGGAGGGGCGGGGCCAGGCGGGCGGGGGCAGGUGA
Molecule: messenger RNA, 1344 nt
Organism: Gavia stellata (red-throated loon)
Lineage: Eukaryota; Metazoa; Chordata; Aves; Gaviiformes; Gaviidae
Product: B-cell lymphoma 3 protein-like
Exons: 9
Coding region: 1-1344 (447 amino acids)
Molecular function (GO): protein binding
Source: RefSeq, a predicted model, not a curated record